CUGACCAACCCAGUGGAGAAUAUUACCCACGUCACCCUGGUGGGCUGUGAGGAGGGAGACCCGGAGGACAUCAACACCACUGCUAAGGUGAUGGUUCCUACCAAGGAGUUGGUCCUGGCAGGGAAGGAUGCUGCAGCAGAAUACGACGAGUUGGCUGAGCCUCAGGACUUCCAGGACCACCCAGACGUGGUGGCCUUCAGGAAGUCCAAUAAGAUUGGUUUCUUCAUCAAGGUGGUCCCUCAGCGCGAGGAGGACGGUGAUGUCACGGUGGCCUUUAAGAUUCGCCACGACUUCCGGAAUUUGGCGGCUCCCAUAAGGCCGAGCGAGGAGGACGAUGCCCCCACCGAGGCAAUAUGGCUCACACACCACGUAGAGCUCAGCCUGGGGCCGCUCGUAGCGUGAAGUUACACACACACACACACACACACACAAAAUACAUAUAUACACUGAGUAUACAAAACAUUAAGAACACCUGCCCUUUCCAUGACAGACUG
Molecule: messenger RNA, 494 nt
Organism: Salvelinus namaycush (lake trout)
Lineage: Eukaryota; Metazoa; Chordata; Actinopteri; Salmoniformes; Salmonidae
Product: dynactin subunit 4-like
Exons: 3
Coding region: 91-402 (103 amino acids)
Cellular component (GO): dynactin complex
Source: RefSeq, a predicted model, not a curated record